AUGCUAGAAGAAGCGUCGGUAACGACAAGUUACAUGGUAUUACUGAAACUCAAAUCGUUGAUAAAUCCGGAUUUCAAUGUACAGUUAAAGGCAUACGUGUUACCAAAAAUCACAACGAAUCUCCCUGCACGCAAGGUGGACGCGUCGGAAUGGCCACAUUUAGAGAAUUUGGUUCUGGCUGACCCCGGUUACGGCACACCAAGUAAAGUUGAUAUUUUAUUGGGAGCAGCGGUAUAUGCCCAGAUACUGCAGGAGGGUGUAAAGAAGGGUCCUAUUGGAACUCCAAUAGCACAGUGUACUAGUUUAGGAUGGAUUUUGUCUGGAGGCUCAGCAGAUCAUAACGAAAGGAAAAUUGUAUUACAUGCACAAGUGGAUACGGACAACGAAAUAAUAAAACAGUUUUGGGAGAUGGAAUCAGAACCUUUAUUAACCUCAAAAAAGAUGUUGACGACCGAAGAGCAGCGAUGUGAAGACAUCUUUUCAGCAACGACUACACGGGACAACCUUGGCAGAUAUGUGGUUAAAUUACCAUUUCGUGAUGAGAAUCCAGCCUGUAAAGAAGGAAAUUCAAGAGAAAUUGCUAUUAAGAGGUUAAAGUCACUGGAAAGGAAAUUUGCUAAAGACAAUAAUUUAAAAGAGAAGUAUACAGCAGUUGUGAAAGAAUACUUACAGUUGGACCACAUGAUGUUAGUUCCUGCGGCUAGAGAAAGUGAAAAACAGUGCGUGUAUUUACCCCACCACGCUGUCAUCAGGGAGGACAAGUCAACUAGCAAGGUCCGGGUGGUCUUCGACGCGUCCUGCAAAAAUGAGAAAGGUAUAUCCUUAAACGAUAGUUUAAUGAUUGGACCUACGCUACAGCCGGAGUUGCGUCAUCUCAUUAUGCAAUGGAGAAUACAUCCCGUAUGUCUGAUUGCAGACAUCGUGAAGAUGUAUCGCAUGGUAAGAGUGACUGAUCAGGACGCUGACUAUCAACGCAUUGUAUGGAGAGAUAAUCAAACCGAAGAAAUACAAGAUUAUAAGUUGCUAACAGUUACGUUUGGAACAGCGUCAGCACCAUAUCUUGCCGUUAAAGCACUUAAUCAGGUCGCCAUUGACCAUGCGAGCGAGCAUCCAAUGGCAGCAAAGAGAGUUGCUGAUAGUUUUUAUAUGGAUGACUUAAUGACAGGAUGUGAAACCAUAGAAGAGGGUAUAGAACUUUAUAAAGAAAUGAAGGCUCUACUUAAGAAAGGAGGUUUUAUUUUGCAAAAGUGGGCAAGUAAUAAGGAAGAUGUACAGAGAACUAUAGAUUUAUAUGAGAAGGGAGAAAGAGUGCUGGAAAGGGAAGAAAAGAAUCUGGAAUUAAAACAAGGUAAUAUAGUAAAGAUUUUAGGACUUACCUGGAAUAAAACGAAGGAUGAGUUUCAGUACUCAGUCACGCUGCCUCCUGUAUCUGCUCCUGUAACAAAAAGGAAGAUUGUAUCAGACGUCGCACGACUUUUCGAUCCUUUGGGUUGGAUCGCCCCAUGUGUUAUAAAAGCAAAAAUAUUUAUACAGCGGUUAUGGUUAGCUGGUACAGGAUGGGACGAAGAACCAACAAGAGAAAUAUUACAUGAUUGGUAUACUUACCGGGAGGAAUUGAGUCAACUGUCCGGCUUUAUCAUUCCGCGAUGGCUUAACACGCAAGCAGAUGAUGCCCGAGUGGAGUUGCAUGGGUUUUCAGAUGCUUCUAAACUCGCAUUUGCUGCUGCAGUGUAUCUUCGAGUUAUCAGUGGAUCGGGGGAUAUUAAAGUUCAGCUGGUUGCAGCCAAAACCCGAGUUGCUCCAGUAAAACAAGUCAGCAUACCGCGCUUAAAACUAUGCGGUGCCGUUCUGCUAACUAAACUGUUAAUGGAGGUCUCAAAGGUGUUAAAUGUUUCGAAGUGCAACCUGAGAGCCUGGACGGAUUCCACCGUCGUUCUUGCAUGGCUAAAUAAGCACCCCAGCCACUGGAAGACAUUCGUGGCCAACAGAGUUUCCGAAAUUCUGUGUCUGCUUGAGCCCUCUCAGUGGUCUCAUGUUGCGACGAAGGAGAAUCCAGCGGAUUGUGCAUCUCGUGGAAUUCGUCCAGCAGAACUAAUCGAUAGGUACCUAGAAUACCAUGUGAAAAAGCUCCGGUAG
Cydia pomonella (codling moth) is the source of this 2136-nucleotide messenger RNA. RefSeq lists its product as uncharacterized. Bases 1 to 2136 code for a protein of 711 amino acids. The transcript is spliced from 2 exons. Lineage: Eukaryota; Metazoa; Arthropoda; Insecta; Lepidoptera; Tortricidae. The record is from RefSeq and is a predicted model, not a curated record.